This is a messenger RNA of Spea bombifrons (plains spadefoot toad), 3896 nucleotides long. RefSeq names its product reticulon 4 receptor like 1 (gene RTN4RL1). The record is from RefSeq and is a predicted model, not a curated record. Gene Ontology annotation, molecular function: protein binding. Gene Ontology annotation, cellular component: plasma membrane. The coding region runs from base 606 to 1973 and encodes 455 amino acids. The transcript is spliced from 2 exons. Lineage: Eukaryota; Metazoa; Chordata; Amphibia; Anura; Pelobatidae.
GUGAAAGGCAGAUACAUACAGAUAGAGGCUGGGGCGCAGGAAGGGAGCUCUUGGGCAGAGAGUUGCGCUCUCUUUCAUCUUUGGCAGUCUCUUAACCCUGGUACAGCUUCUGGUGACAACGGGCUCAAUGACUCUCUUCAGACUAUAUUCCCCCAGCACUAGGGGGGUGGAGAGGUGUGAACUGCUCUCAGCCAAAAAAGGGGGCGUCUUCCCCCCCUAAAUACUCAAGGGAGAGGGAACUGGGAGAUGCAGAGAGUAGGAGAGGGGGAGAGAGUGCUCGCCUCGCGUCUCUGAGACCGUACAACCAGCCUUCCCUUAUCCCGACCAACACUGCGCGGGAGAAGAAAGGGCUUCUCCGGACUGAGCGAGGAAGAGCGGCUCCACACUUUCCCUGUGAGAGUCCCGAGCCCUGGGCGGACUGCUCCUCCAGCAGCGAGCGCUGACGCCGCGGAUUGCCUCUCUCGCUUCUCUUCCCCGGGACAAUAUUAUACACAGGGGUCGCUGGAAAGAGCAAAGGGGUCCGUCUCCUGCCUAUCGGAUUAAGUUGUCUCACCGUGAGCGGCCCCAGGACCCGGGGUGUCUCGGCGACGCGCACAGGUGUCACCAUGCAGCGCUCAGGAUGUCACCUGGAUCUCUUUUUCAUAUUAUUUGGGUUGCAGUUGCCUUUCAUAUCAUCAUGCCCCAUAAAUUGUGUAUGUUUUCCUUCACCAAUGACUGUAAGUUGUCAAGCCCACAACUUUGGAGCCAUUCCAGAGGGGAUCCCAGAGACCAGUGAGAGGAUAUUUCUGCAGAACAAUCAGAUUACCAUGCUCCUUAGAGGUCACUUCAGUCCAUCCUUGGUCACACUCUGGCUCUACUCAAAUAAUAUUACUUUUGUAGACCCAGCUACAUUUGAAGGAUUCGACAACCUUGAAGAGCUAGACCUUGGGGACAAUCGGUAUUUAAGGUCUCUGUCAUCAGAGACUUUCCAAGGUUUGUCCAGGCUUCAUGCAUUGUACCUAUACAAAUGUGGCCUCAGUUCGUUGCCCAGUGGGAUAUUCAGUGGCCUACAUAGCUUGCAGUUCCUUUACCUACAAGACAACCAUAUAGAGUUUCUCCAAGAUGACAUUUUUAUAGAUUUAGUCAACUUGAGUCAUCUUUUUCUCCAUGGAAACAAGCUCUGGAGUCUCCAUCAGAACACUUUCAGAGGGCUGGUCAACCUGGACCGUCUUCUCAUCCAUCAGAACCAGCUCCAGUGGGUUCACAAAUACGCAUUUCAUGACCUCAAACGGCUGACAACACUUUUCCUUUUUAACAAUAGCCUUUCAGAACUCCAAGGGGAGUGCUUGGUGCACCUUACUGCCCUGGAGUUUCUUAGGCUUAAUGGUAAUCCUUGGGACUGUGGCUGCAAGGCUAGAUCUCUUUGGGAAUGGUUACGUCGGUUUAGGGGAUCUAGUUCAAAUGUUAUAUGUGAAUCCCCAGAUGAAAUGGAAGGUAGAGACCUAAAACAUCUCAGAGCAGAGGACUUUAUGCACUGUUCAAACUCAGAAUCUCUUCAUCAGAUUAAGACACAUACAUUCAGUACCACGCAUCAGAUAGCACCCAAACACCACCACUCUCACCAUUCUUCCAAGGAGAAAGGGAAAGACCUUGACCUUGGUCUCCACCAAAAUGAACCGGCUGCUCUUCCUGAUCCACGUCCAGGUUCUAGAAAGCCAGGAAAGAACUGUACAAGUCACAAGAACAGAAAUCGGAUCCCAAAACCCUCAACUAGUAAGAAUAUACAUGAUCUCCAGGAUUAUGUGCCGGAUUAUCAUCACAAAUUCAAUUUUGGCACCAUGCCCACUGUUUCCACAAAGAGAAAGACUAAAUGUACAAAGAGGACCCCAAUCAGGAUACCCAGUGGAGUGCAGCAGGCAGCGGGCAAUGGAUGUGAUGGGGUAAGGGUAUCCUUGCUGCUCUUCCUCCUGGUGUUAGCUGUCAUUGUGCGCUGAUCUUCUGUGGAAGGACUUCCAGCCACUGCCACCACUUCCCAAAGGACCAGCAUUUCUUUUUGUUAUUCUUCUUUAUCUGUGUAUGGAGGAUUUGACAUGGAGGCAGAAUGAAAAGUGGCUACAGGCGUUCUCCUGCCUUGUGUCUAUGGAUUAUUAAUUAUAAACUGGAUACAAGAGGAGAUAAGGAAUGUUAGGGAAAGCAUUAUCACAAGCCAACCACAUGCAGCCUCAACUUGCAUGUACAAAAGGGCAAUAUCUUUUCAAAAACAUUGACGAAAAUACACCUUAUCCAUUCCUGUUGACAACCAGACAUGCAAAAUGGGGCGUUCUUACCAAUCCUUCUUGUUUUAUUUUUUUUUAUAUUGUUUGUCCCUAUUUUAAGAGAGUGAAGAUAAUUGUUGGAAAAAAACUACAGACGUUAUUAGUUCUCGGCCUCCUACACAAAUGUGUGACAUUGUGUAAGUGGUGUCAUCAAAGGGACACAUAUUGGCUCUGUUAGCCUGUCCAGAUAUUAUUGGUCUUUUGGCCAAUGCUGCUCAUAAGACAAUCUACAAUUCCUGAAAUACUCAGGCAUAUUUACUCUAUAUAGCAGGGCUCAGCUGCCAUGCUACCAAAGGAAGGUUGCAAAUAUAUGAUAGGACUUGUUCGAAUAAAAUAGAGAAGUUAUUACUACAGGCAGCCUGUUUAUUUUGUAUAUGUAUCACAUAGAUAUUUAAAGGCACAGCAGUCCUUUUACCUUCUCCGUUAUGUCCUAAAUAUCCAUAAGUGUGUCUAGAAAUGUUUCUAUGGCUAUUUCUGAAGAAAAAAAAACAUACAUACAAAUCAAUUGUGCCGUCAGAUUUAUAGCAAAUAGACAUUAUUGGCUUUCGGCUUCAAAUACAUUUUCAUCUCUGCUUAGAUAUAUACCCUAUUGUUUCAGGCUGCCACAGAGGUGGGCAUGACACAGUGCUACAAGAACCACCCAGGGUUUACUACAGACCAUGCUCUGCAAGAAAACUAGGCCAUAUUACAGAGAACAUGGAUUGAGAAACACUGCUGUAUCAAUAGAUAAUGUAGAUAAUGGAUAUUCCAGUAUACUAAGGCAGAGGCAAUCAGAAUAUAAAUGAAGUAUAAAUUAAGUAAGAAGUAUGAAUUAUACUAGACCAUAAUUAAUACACACCCAUAGAGAUCAGUUUCCCCCAAGGGAGCAGAAGGUGAAAGGGGGAUGUCGUAAAAUGAUCUUGAGAUCCUUCAGUAGGGAGAGAAAGAGCUUGCUCCCACCAGUGUUAGCUUAGUGUGAUCCUUAUAGCUGGACUAAAGGUAUUCACCGUUAAUUCUCAAAGGCAACAGUUCUGGAGAGCUUAUCCUGACACAAAAGCCUAAAUAAAUACAAUUCAGACAAAUUCAUUAUCUGGGUGGUCUGCAGGAACCUAGGAAAAGGCCCAGGAGACAAGCAUUAUGAAUACAUACAAGAAUACUGGGAAAUGCUACAUUACGAUGGAUGUGUGCCUAUAUAAUACCAAGAAAUGUUCUAAGUUCUCUUCCAUUAUGUUUUUGAAGACAGGUUAAUGAAAAUUCAUGUUGGUAUAGUUGUGUCGGGAUUAGCUCUACAACACGGCCAGUGCCGUCAGCUACGUGGUCUCUCACAUGUUUGCACUUCAGUUCUACCAAUCCAGACACCAGGCGGCCCUAAAUAAACAAAUAAGUCAAUAAAACCUUAGGCAAACAGUCUUUCCCUGUGAUGGAUCAAAAACUGGAGUGCAUGCACUGAGAGAUUACCCUUCUGCCAGUGAACAGUAGCAGUGUUAAUCAGAUAUAGAUAGCAGACGGGUAAGUUCUGUGCAUACACACAGAAAAAAAAUGUAAUUUCCUUGUUGGAAAAUGUGUGUGACCAGAAGAGAACACCGAAAUAAACUAAAAUAAAAAAUAGCCUUGGGUAUAAAA